GUAUGGACACAGUUCGAUCAGAGGAAAAUAUUGAAAAGCCAUCGAAAAUUACAAACAGUAUUUUUUGGUUAGUGGAAAAAACUGCUUGCUUGGUUUCGAAAAAGCUACUCCAACGUAAUAAUAGAACCCAUCUGGCUUGCAGGCAGUCCAAAUCUAGUGAAAGAAAAGCGUUACCAUUGAAAAUACGAAUCGCACAAUUGGCGAUGGAAAAGCGAAAACAGCGGGCAACGAUUGAAAAACUUCAGUCGGAAGUCUGUCAAAUGACUACCGAGGUGAAGUAUUUGCUCGAGCAGCGACGGAUACUAAAGCUUCCAACAGCACGAUACCAUCCUCGACAAAAGCUGAGCGAUGUUUUGGAUGUAAAUCUUGAAACCAUAUAUGAAGAUAAGGUGCUGAAUUUGUGCGUGAUCAAUGACCGUUUUAGACUGAACGAAAUCAGAAAAGAGAAACGGACGGCAAGCAACAAAAUUCGUGUGAAAAAAUAUACGGUUUAAAUUUGAACUAUCAGCCUAGAUUUAUAAGUAAAAUUCAGCUUAAAGGCCGAUUUCUUCACCUUCGCUUAACUUC
Messenger RNA from Topomyia yanbarensis, 567 nucleotides. RefSeq lists its product as uncharacterized. The record is from RefSeq and is a predicted model, not a curated record. The transcript is spliced from 3 exons. The coding region runs from base 3 to 494 and encodes 163 amino acids. Lineage: Eukaryota; Metazoa; Arthropoda; Insecta; Diptera; Culicidae.